AUGGUUGCGGAAGAGGAGGCAGCAACACUCGGAGAGGCCGAGGCCAUCCCCGUUGGCGAGACUGUGCCACCUGCGCAACCUCCGCCGGAGGAAGCCGGCCUAUCGCAUGCCAUCUCCUUGGCGAUGCGGGAGCAGUACUCGCCAGAGUGCUCCAUUUAUGUGGGUGGCCUGGAGGGUGAGGACGAAAUCUGGCCAGAACAGCUGUACGAGCAUUUCAAGGAGUGCGGGGAGGUGAAGCGAGUUUGUAUCAAGAUUGACAAGGCGUCUGGUGAAAGGCUGGGCCAUGCUUACGUGGACUUCGCCGAGGAGUCUCAGGCGGAGACGGGCAAACACGAGCAAGAUAUGCGUGACGCAGAGCCCAGAAAAUCGGGCGAUGAGCCUGCAGCCUGCAUCAGGAACCCGCCUGCAGGGGCCAUGUUUUGCGGCAAUGCAGCGUGCUCUGCUUUGCAGUUGCCUUCUCCAUGCAGGCUCCGCCUCGAACACCGCGGCGUGUUGCUGUCAUGUGCUGCCCUCUCCGUGGCAGCAUAUCGUGAAAGCUUCGCAAAGAUCCAGCAGGAGCUCGAGCUGGAGCUCCAGGAAGAGCUGCAGCUCCGUGAUGAGCUAAUGGAGGCCUUCGACGCCUUCGAAGCACUGGAAGGCGAUGGCGCCCUUUUCGGGGACAUGCGGAAAGGCCGCUUCUUCAAGGCUUCACAGAUGCUGGAUGACGAUCCGACUUCCGUACUCAGCCGACUGAAGCUUGGCUUCUCGAGAGGGCAAAACAUUGUGGUCGUGGGAGCUGGUGGGGUCGGCAAGACAGACACGAUCAAGCUGGCAAUGGAGGACCUCAACAAGUCCAAGGCGAGCUUCGAUCUGCGGUCAUGGUACAUGGACCAGGUUGGCAUGACAAAGGAGAACCGUGGCGACUACGUCAAGGGCUACGGGGAAGACGGCAGGUCAGCAGUCAAGGCAGAGCAGCUGCGACUGCUGCAGGAAGGCCAAGACAAGAUCAAGAACGAGAUCGGAGAGAAGAAAGCUGACAUUCUGUUCUUUGAUGAUGUGGACUUGGGCAACGGCUUUCUCAAUCAGGAUGAGCUUGACGCAAUGAAGUUGCUCCUCGAGUGGGGCAACGAGCUCGCAUCCGACAAGGCCAAAGUUGUGGUGCUUCAUCCUUUGGUCUCCACGCAGGGUGCAGUGCACUCGGUGCUGGCUUCGAACGGCUUCCCGUCUCCAGGUGAUGUUGCGUGGAUUGACUUUAGUCAGCCGUACACCGCGAACCAAGAGGCAGCCAUGAUUACUGGCAUCCUUGACGGCCACAACGGGACGGAAGUCUCGAGUGUCGUGAGCAGGCUUCAGAGCUACUUCAUGGGCAUGCCAAACGCAUACUUGCCUUUCCUCGUUAACAAGGGAGGAGUUCUGAGCGAGCUCUCCGCGAUGCCGCUGGACGCAGCAGAAGAGGCCGUGCGCUCGACAGCGAAGCAACAGAUUGGCGGGAAGCUGAUCCAGAUCAAUAUCGGCUUCCAGGCAUCAGAGGCUGCUCGUACUGGAAUCAAACUACUGCUGGACCACCCUGAUGCCAAGAUCCAGGACGAAGAAGCGCGGAAUGGUGGAGUGGCCGCCAUGGCCUUGGAGAAGCAAGGCUCUACGUAUGUCGUUCCUCCCGUGAUGAGGGAUGCCUUCCGCGACUACUGCAAAGCUGCAUCGGACAAGGACAAGGGGAAGGUGAAGCCGAUCUGUGAUGAGUGA
This is a messenger RNA of Symbiodinium necroappetens, 1722 nucleotides long. NCBI's taxonomy places the organism in Eukaryota, Dinophyceae, Suessiales, Symbiodiniaceae. The record is from the annotation of a GenBank genome assembly.